AUGUCAACACCAGAGACAUCCGCAGCUGUGAAACCUCAGCGGGUACUCGCCUGUACCCUCUGUCAACAGCGCAAAGUCAAAUGCGACCGCAAAUUCCCAUGUUCGCAUUGUAGGCGAGUCGGCUCACAAUGUGUACCUGCAGGACUUGUGCAACGUCAGCGGCGCCGCAGGUUUCCCGAACGGGAGUUGUUGGAUCGGGUUAGGUACUACGAAAGUCUUUUGAGCCAGCAUAAUAUUAAAUUUGAGCCUUUGCAUGGCCAUGGAAGUCCUGUGGUGGAGCAGAUGCAUACGCCUCAGACUGAUCAUGCUUCUCCAAGUGAGGAGGGGUAUGGGUCGCCGGAUGCUAAAGGGUCUGCUGGGAGUAAGCCAAGUAAUAUUUGGCGUGCCAUGGGGCAAAGUUCAUUAGAAGAAAGCUCUGACGAAGAAGAAAAUGAUGAAGGUCUCUUCCAAGACGGAGGAGACGUCCACGGCGGCGUCAUCAGGAAAGCGUGGGAUUAUAUGUAUGAAAUCGAAAGUAACGACCCUCUACUAUUCGGUUCCUUAAACCCAAAUGUCGACAUCUCGACAUUACACCCCACCCAGCCACACAUCUUCAAACUUUGGCAAAUCUAUCUGGGAAACGUAGAUCCUAUGCUCAAAGUUACUCAUACUCCGACAUUACAAACAAGGAUUAUUGAUGCUGUCGGAGACCUAUCGGGUGUUAAUCCCGCGUUAGAGGCAUUGAUGUUUAGUAUCUAUUGUGUGGCGAUAUCCAGCCUUACCGAAGAGGAAUGUCCUGUAUUAUUUGGAUUCUCGAAGAAUGAUCUUUCGAGAAGUUAUCAGUUCCCUUGUCGACAAGCUCUCUUGAAAUGCGAGUUCUUACGGACGACUGAUCGCGACUGCUUGACGGCAUUGUUCCUUUAUUUGGUCUCUGUCAAACCUGAAACGGAUCCACGAUCCCUAUCAUCCUUAUUCGCAAUAGCCAUUCGCGCAGCACAUAGAAUGGGCCUCCAUAAUGAGUCAACAUACGCCAAACACUCCACUCUACACGCCGAAAUGGGUCGAAGACUCUGGUGGUCGCUAGUAAUGCUUGACCACCGUGUCUGCGAAACAAUCGAUCACAAAACCACAUUCCUCUCUCCAAUAUGGGACUGUAAACCUCCCACCAAUACAAACGAUUUUGAAAUCCAACCGGAGAUGAAAACACCGCCCACAAUCCACAAUCGACCGACCGAAGCCCUAUUCACAGUUGUUCGUAGCGAGAUCGCAGAUUUCGUACGGUAUAGCUCUUUUCAACUGGAAUUUACAAAUGCGCAUCUACAUAAAAUGAUGAAAGAUAUGCCAAGUGCCUCACUCCCCAAUGGCGGGGAAGUAUCAACCCUCGAGAAAAUCAUCGAGGAUAAAUACCUAGCCUUCUGUAACCCAGAAAUUCCAUCACAGUUAAUAACAAUCUGGGUAGCUCGUGCAGCUAUCGCAAAAAGCCAUUUGAUCGAACAUUACGCAAAAUACUCGGUCACAGAGCAACAAUCAGAUCUCCACCGAAGUAUUGCAGUCUCACAUGCACUCAGAAUGCUCGAAUGCGAUACAAAGCUUAUGAGCUCCCCGUUGAUCAAAUGUUAUCGAUGGUUUAUCAAUUUCCACUUCCCGUUCCCGGCAUACAUCCACAUUCUUCAGAAUUUAAAAAAGCGUCCAGGAGAAAGUCACGCCGAAAGGGCUUGGGAAGUCAUGAGUGAGAGCUAUGAAGCAAGAAUGAACGGUGCAAUGAAGUUAUAUGGACCCUUGCUUGUUCUUUUUUCAACGAUUGUCUUGCAGGCAUGGGAAGCAAGAGAAAAGUUUAUUCAGGAAGAAGGUAGAUCUCCAGAGCCAUUACCUGGGAUUCUUGUUGGUAUUCGAGAAAAAAUAGCAGAGAUGACUUCUAAUUCUGGGAAAGAGGGGAAUAAUGAGCAACUUGGAAAAUUGGGGAUGAUGAAUAUUGAUGACUUUCUCACGCCGGCAGUGGGGAAUAUGAAUAGCGGUUCGGGGUAUGAUGGGCAAGGAGGAUCGAUAGAUUUUCAAGCGGAAGACUUUGAUUGGACAUUGAUGGAUUGGAAUUCUAUUGAUAUGAGAAGUUUGUGA
Messenger RNA from Orbilia oligospora ATCC 24927, 2094 nucleotides. RefSeq lists its product as uncharacterized. Gene Ontology annotation, molecular function: DNA binding; zinc ion binding; DNA-binding transcription factor activity, RNA polymerase II-specific. The transcript is spliced from 4 exons. The record is from RefSeq and is a predicted model, not a curated record. Bases 1 to 2094 code for a protein of 697 amino acids. Lineage: Eukaryota; Fungi; Ascomycota; Orbiliomycetes; Orbiliales; Orbiliaceae. Gene Ontology annotation, biological process: DNA-templated transcription; regulation of DNA-templated transcription.